AAACCCUAUUCCCCACUCACGCACCCUGCCCCUUUCUCUAUCUAUUCUAUCUCUAUCAACUCCCUACGCACUCUGUCUAUAGUUCUGCCGCUCGGUCGGCACUUGCAGCGGCGCUCUUCGCUCUCCGACCUAAAAUAAUAUUUUGAAGAUUCUGAAAACCCAUUCCUCGUCUUAAACACACAAUCUUCUCCAUCCCGCCGGGGACUCCACUCCAUCGUACAUUAAGUUGCUUGCUGUUUAGUUCAGUUAAGAUGGGGCUUUCCCUUGGAGAGAAGAACUUUAUAAAGGGGGGAAUAGCUCAAGAUAUUCGAACGGAUGGUCGUAAACGACUUACUUACCGGCCCGUUUCUGUGGAGACCGGUGUCAUACCACAGGCAAGUGGCUCAGCAAGAGUCAAGAUGGGUGCAACAGAUGUGAUUGCAAGUGUGAAGGCUGAGCUUGGAAAGCCGAAUGCAUCUCAUCCUGACAAAGGAAGGGUUUCCAUAUAUGUUGAUUGCAGUCCGACAGCUGAACCAACUUUUGAGGGUAGAGGCGGUGAGGAAUUAUCUAUUGAACUGUCUACAGCACUUCAACGGUGUCUCUUGGGUGGAAAAAGUGGAGCAGGGGCUGGGAUCGAUCUCUCGUCUCUGUCAAUUGUUGAGGGCAAGGUUUGUUGGGAUAUUUAUAUUGAUGGCCUCGUGGUUAGUUCAGAUGGAAAUUUACUGGAUGCCUUGGGUGCUGCCAUUAAGGCUGCUCUUAGCAAUACAGCUAUCCCAAAAGUUGAAGUCGCAGCCAAUGCCUCAUCAGACGAGCAGCCAGAGGUUGAUGUAAGUGAUGAGGAAUUUCUACAGUUUGACACGAUUGGAAUCCCUGUCAUAAUUACUUUAACAAAAGUCGGUAGACAUUAUAUUGUAGAUGCAACUGCAGAAGAGGAGUCCCAAAUGAGUUCAGCCGUCUCCAUUUCUGUCAAUAGGCAAGGGAGAAUAUGUGGACUGACCAAACGUGGUGGUGCAGGUCUAGACCCAAGCAUUAUACUUGACAUGAUUUCUGUUGCUAAACACGUAAGCGAGCAGUUGAUUGACAAAUUGGAUUCUGAAAUAGCUGCAGCCGAGGCUUGUGAUGAGGAAUUAUAAUAUAGACUCUUCGUAUUACCUAGGUCUUUUAAUUUAUGUAGUGCAAUGGGACAUAAUGCUUGAAAUUUAUUGUUGAAUAUAGGAUAUAAAAAGAGCACGAGCUUUAUUCUACUCUUCUUUUUGACGUGGUUUGACCAUAAUCUAGUAUUUUCAAAGACCUAGUGUAAACAUUUACAGUUGUACUUUACUGUUUUGGGCGUUGCUCUAGUUUCAGCAUUUUCAUCCACGUUGUAUUUUACAUCUUCUGAUAGUUCAUAUUAAUUAAAGCAUCCUUAAAAGGGAUGAAAUUGAAGUAUGCAUCCAUUUGCGAACAA
Messenger RNA from Olea europaea var. sylvestris, 1426 nucleotides. RefSeq names its product exosome complex component RRP42-like. The record is from RefSeq and is a predicted model, not a curated record. The coding region runs from base 252 to 1112 and encodes 286 amino acids. Gene Ontology annotation, cellular component: cytoplasmic exosome (RNase complex); nuclear exosome (RNase complex). Lineage: Eukaryota; Viridiplantae; Streptophyta; Magnoliopsida; Lamiales; Oleaceae. Gene Ontology annotation, biological process: exonucleolytic trimming to generate mature 3'-end of 5.8S rRNA from tricistronic rRNA transcript (SSU-rRNA, 5.8S rRNA, LSU-rRNA); U4 snRNA 3'-end processing; TRAMP-dependent tRNA surveillance pathway. The transcript has 8 exons.